CUGGACGAUGACGAAGUAAAAGUUUCCUUGACUACUCCAGUUCACGUUUAAACCCCUCUCUCUCUCCCCCUCCCUCACUCUCUUAGAUUUGGGUGGAAAAGGGGAGAGGGUGAGUGAGAGAGAGACAGAGAGGGAGAGUGUGUGAGAGACGAAGAAAAGGGGACAAAGAGGGUGAUCCUUACCUUCUUCCUUCCUCAAUCUCGAUGGCCUGAACGACCGUUUCUUUUUAUCUUUUUGGUUACUAUGUGCUAUUAAAGCUUAUCUUAUGCAUAUUCUUUUAUCGUUGCCUGCCAAUCUUGUUUUAGUCCUUUAACAUAGUGGAUAAUGCUCUAAGUGUUCUUUUUUUCGUUUUUCCCAGCUCAAAAAUGCAAGGUUGACAUGUUCUUGAGUUUUGACAGCUACCGUGUUCUCUUUUGCAGAUUUAUGUGUUUUUGGUUUUGUUUAUGACCUUUCUUCCCUUGAUAAAAGCAUUUAUCUUGGAAGCGGUACCCUAUAAAAAAAAUUGAUUUUGUGCGCUCAAGAAGAAGGUAGACUGAAGCUUGUUAAUGGCAAGUCUGGUUCCUCUUGACUGGACGCUGCAUCCCAUUUUUGUUGGUCAGCUAGCUAUUCAUGGACUGAAUAUAUUUAGAUAACAGUCUAGAGUGACCAGAAGUUUGCUUUACCAACCUUCCCCUCUUGUCCUUCUGAAGUUUUCUUGCUUCUCCAAGAUCUCCGUUUUAGUGGCAUUUUCUUCCAAAGCUUGUAUUUGCAAGAUCUUUGUUCUUUGGCAUGAUUGAAACACGUUCUGGAUCUUGGUGGAAGAACUUUAGAGAAGAACUUCGUUCAAGUUUAGUAUUUUUGGAACUUGUUGUUUGAAGAUCAGGCUUCGGGCUAAAAUGGGAUUGCCUUCCCUGAUUCUGGGCUUAGUCUUUGGUUCCAUGCUGGUGGUUUCUGUGAGAGGGAUUGGUGCUAACUGGGGAACGCAAUCAUCCCACUCUUUGGCCCCUGAAAUUGUAGUUAGGCUGUUGAGAGAAAAUGGGUUCAACAAAGCGAAGCUGUUUGACGCAGACUCUAGAGUUUUGACUGCACUGGGGAAUACUGGUGUUGAAGUGAUGGUUGGCAUUCCAAACGACAUGUUGGCCACUCUUGCAAGCAGCAUGAAAGCAGCUGAAAACUGGGUCACGAAGAACGUUUCCUCUUUGGUUUCCAGGAAUGGUGUGAACAUCAAAUAUGUAGCUGUCGGAAAUGAACCUUUCUUACAGACAUACAAUGGAAGUUUUCUCGCAACCACUUUUCCUGCUCUUCAAAAUAUUCAAAGUGCUCUUAUUAAGGCUGGAUUAGGCAACAAAGUGAAGGUGACUGUUCCCCUCAACGCUGAUGUUUAUCAAUCUUCGACUUCAUACCCUUCAGGAGGUGACUUUAGAGCAGACAUCCAUGACCUAAUGCUGACCAUUGUGAAAUUUCUCAGUGAUAAUGGGGCUGCGUUCACUGUCAACAUCUACCCCUUCAUUAGCUUGUACAAUGACCCAAAUUUUCCAGUUGAUUUCGCCUUCUUUGAUGGCAAUUCUUCACCACUGAUUGACAAGGACAGUGGAAAGACUUACACAAAUGUCUUUGAUGCCAAUCAUGAUACGUUGAUAUGGGCACUCCAGAAGAAUGGAUUUGGCAGCUUGCCAGUCAUUGUUGGAGAAGUUGGCUGGCCAACUGAUGGUGACAAGAAUGCUAAUGUACAAUAUGCACAGAGAUUCAAUCAGGGCUUCAUGUCUCACAUUUCAGGAGGACAGGGCACGCCCAUGAGAACUGGGCCUAUUGAUGCCUAUUUGUUUAGCCUCAUUGAUGAGGAUGAGAAGAGCAUUCAACCAGGAAAUUUUGAGAGGCACUGGGGCAUCUUCAACUAUGAUGGUUCUGCCAAAUAUGCACUGAAUUUGGGCCAGGGGACUAGUGGUCAAUUGAUCCCUGCAAAAGGAGUCAAAUAUAUUGGAAAGAAGUGGUGUGUGUUCUCGCCAAAAGCAAACUUAGCUGAUACAAAGUUAGCUGAUAGUGUAAGCUAUGCAUGCUCGUUAUCUGACUGUACCAGUCUUGGCUACGGCUCGACUUGUGGCAAUCUGGAUAGCCGCGGAAACAUUUCUUAUGCAUUCAACAUGUAUUAUCAGAAAAACAACCAGCUCCCAAUUGCCUGUAGUUUCAACGACCUUGGGAUGGUUACAACUACAGAUCCAUCAGCUGGAAGCUGCAGAUUUGAGGUCAUGAUCGAUCCAAGCUUGACCCUUACAGGUGGGUGUCAGAGCAAGUGGGGCAGGGAAAUGGUGGUCCUAUGUGUACUAAUGUUGGUUUUCUUAGUUUUGACAGCUCUGUGAUUGUUGAUUGUUUAAUUUGACCAGAUGCUUGUAUGCAUUUUGCUUCUUGUUCCUGUUGGUUGCAGCUAUUGGAGGCUUCAUCCAGAACAUACAAGCAUGUUGUUCAUGGUUAGAACUUUAAUUUCAGUGCAGUUUUGGAACAAUGAAAACCAGAGCUCCAUACAUGGAUAGGGCUUCAAGAAAUUCAAGUUGGAGGAUGACAAAGUUCCGUAGCUA
This is a messenger RNA of Nymphaea colorata (pocket water lily), 2552 nucleotides long. Its product is annotated as glucan endo-1,3-beta-glucosidase 6-like. Bases 876 to 2336 code for a protein of 486 amino acids. NCBI's taxonomy places the organism in Eukaryota, Viridiplantae, Streptophyta, Magnoliopsida, Nymphaeales, Nymphaeaceae. Gene Ontology annotation, molecular function: hydrolase activity, hydrolyzing O-glycosyl compounds. The transcript is spliced from 3 exons. Gene Ontology annotation, cellular component: plasma membrane. The record is from RefSeq and is a predicted model, not a curated record. Gene Ontology annotation, biological process: carbohydrate metabolic process.